CAUGGUCGGCUCCAUCCGCGAUCGGAACUGGGGGUAUGGGUUUUGGCGGACAAAUUGGUGCAGAAAUGACAGAUUUCGUUAUUGUUCUUAACAGUAGAGAAGCGGUUAAAUCAUUUAGUCAUGGCGUGUCUAUUGAAGGUUCGGUCAUUGUCGAACGAAAAGAUGCGAAUGCAAAGUUUUAUAACCGUAAGGUCACUGCAAAGGAACUUCUUUCAGGAAAAAUAUCACCUCCGCCUCAGGCCGACAUUUUAUACCGAGCACUUAAUUCCAGAGCUUUAAAUAAAAUUGAUGGCGUGAGUACAAUGUAUAAGCGUAGGUCGGAAGAUGGAGAGGAAGGAGAAGAUGCGUUUUCGGAGAACUCUACUGUUUCCACGAGGAAUUAUCGGCACUCUAUGCCAUCACGUAGCUUGUCAGAGAAAAAAAAAUCAGACGAUAGUGUGCGCAACUCCAGAUCUGUUCAAAGAGCAUUGUCUACAUCGAAUAAUUCGUCUGGCAGUGACAAAUCUCAUAAACCCAAACCUCCAAUAGCUCCGAAACCGGUUUUGCCGCCACGUGCAAAGAAGCCGACGAUGGCCGUUGCACUGUAUGACUUUUCGGGAGAACAGGAGGGGGACCUUGGGUUUAGCAAAGGAGAUCUCAUUGUGAUUAUAAAAAAAACGGAAUCCACUAAUGACUGGUAUUGA
Acaulospora colombiana is the source of this 683-nucleotide messenger RNA. NCBI's taxonomy places the organism in Eukaryota, Fungi, Glomeromycota, Glomeromycetes, Diversisporales, Acaulosporaceae. The record is from the annotation of a GenBank genome assembly.